AGCUUAUUCGUUUGUGUGUGUCUUCAUACUGGGGAAAAAGACGGACCACAGGAGCUGUUCCUUCUCCAGCUAAGAGCUGUAGACGUUUUUAAAAGAGCUUUAAGAUGUCAAUGGUAUGCUUGAGAGAGUAUGAAGACUAUGCCAGGAAACACCUUCCAAAGGCAGUGUGGGACUUCUGGGCAGCAGGAGCAGAUGACUGCCACACUCGGGAGGAGAACAUCCUGGCUUUUAAAAGAAUAAGACUACGUCCACGAAUGUUAUGUGAUGUGUCAGUUAUAGACACACGAACUACAGUUUUGGGCACAGAAAUUAGCUUUCCACUAGGCAUUGCACCCUCUGCAUUUCACUGUUUGGCCUGGCAUGACGGGGAGCUGAGUACAGCACGAGCAUCUGGGGCAAUGAAUGUCUGCUAUAUCACCAGCACCAACUCAACAUACUCAGUGGAAGAGAUUGCAGAUGCAGCACCAAAUGGCCUCCACUGGCUGCAGCUGUAUGUCUUUCGCGAAAGGAAGCUUUCAGAACAGUUAGUGCGCAGAGCAGAAGCAGCUGGGUACAAGGCAUUAGUUCUCACUGUUGAUGCUCCAUUAGUUGGAAAGAGAAGAGCAGAUAUCAGAAACAACUUUCAGCUUCCACCACAUCUAAAAGUCAAGAAUUUUGAUGGUUUAUUUGAGGAAAGCAAUGGAUCUAAGGAGUAUGGUAUGCCAGCUAAUACAUUUGACCUUUCAGUGACCUGGAAGGAUAUUCAUUGGUUACAGUCUCUGACUCAUCUACCAAUCAUCAUCAAAGGCAUUUUGACAAAGGAAGAUGCAGAGCUGGCACUGAAGCAUGGAGUCCAUGGGAUUAUCGUGUCAAACCAUGGAGGAAGGCAACUGGAUGGUGUAUCUGCCACAAUUGAUGCUUUGUCAGAAGUUGUGGAUGCCGUUCAAGGAAAGAUUGAAGUUUAUCUAGAUAGUGGAAUCCGUACGGGAAGUGAUAUAUUAAAGGCCCUAGCACUUGGAGCAAAGUGUGUGUUCAUUGGAAGGCCAGCACUUUGGGGACUAACAUACAAGGGUGAAGAGGGUCUUCGAGAGGUCCUGAAAAUGUUAAGAGAUGAGUUUCACCUAUCCAUGGCACUUGCUGGUUGCAGGAAUAUCUCAGAAAUCAACAAGAGCCUAAUUCACUUAUCCAAGCUGUAGAAAUAACGGAACCCAGAUGGUUGCUGAUAUUUAUAUUUAGGACUACAAAUAAAUUAACUAAUUACACAGGAAAUAAAACAGGGUAAAAAAGUUAAAAUAUCUUUCUGUUAAGCAUUUGCAAGAUGGUUUUACACACAAAGGAACUAAAGACCCAAGAAAAAGAAAGCAAGACGGAGAAAAGUUAAGAACGGAAUUUCUGUUAAGCAUAUACUGCAAUGUAAUUUGUGAACCAUAAAUGGCUAAAAGUAAUUUUUUGUGGCCACUUCUGUAGAUAUGAUUUCACCCAUUGAAAAAUGAAGUUGAUAAAUAAAGUGAAUACAUUUUAACAAGUAA
Protopterus annectens (West African lungfish) is the source of this 1508-nucleotide messenger RNA. Its product is annotated as hydroxyacid oxidase 2-like. Gene Ontology annotation, molecular function: oxidoreductase activity; FMN binding. The transcript is spliced from 8 exons. Bases 105 to 1175 code for a protein of 356 amino acids. Lineage: Eukaryota; Metazoa; Chordata; Ceratodontiformes; Protopteridae. The record is from RefSeq and is a predicted model, not a curated record.